AAACAGUUCUUUCCAAAAAAGAAAAAAUGAAGCUGAGGAAAGAAAGAUGGCUACAGAAAAUAGAAAGUGUGAAGCUAGCCAAGCAGAAGCAAAAAGCUGAAGCAAAGCGGAAAGCCACACCUGUGGUGGGAGACAUGCAGCCAUUGAUGGAAGCCCUACCUGAGCUCUCCGACCUGACCACGGGUGGCAGGAGCAGGAAGCUACCGAAGAGCCAUGUGGAAGCAAAGGCAGAACCAGCAGACUUCUGUCUGAUGAAACAAGCUCAGAAAUGCCGGCUCUUAGAGGAGGAAGUGGCUCGGUUUCAUGAGGUCAUCACCAAUCCCAGUUACAGAGCCAACCCCCUCAUGACCAUCAGCGAGCACCUCUCCAAGAGGCUGAGGCAGGAGGAAGAAGGUAAACCCCUCUAGGGUGUCAGAUGGGGCCAGACCUGCACACUGGAGCUGCAAAGGAGCACAUCCCCAACGUGACCUCUCAGCCGCUUCAGUCCUUGGAAGCAGUUCAGCAGAUUAUUAAAUCCAACAGUCCUGUUUUUUGUCUGCAGAAAUAAUGCAGUUCUCUCCUGACAGUGGCAGCUGCUCCUUGGCAAGCAAGCUGCAGAGCAGGGUGUUCUGUGAGAUCUUUGUGCAGACAUUAAGCUUCCUGUGAAGUGUCCGGACACCUUUUCUCUUCUUGAGAGAAGGCACAAUUUCAUAAAUUGUGCCAGUGGCAACGUAUCUGUUUUGUCUUGUUUCCCUCCCCUUUCUGUCAACUCUGAAAAGAUAUUCCCUAUGGCUCUGUUGAGAUGGUUCAAGGCCCCAAGACCAGGAACCCAGAAGGCUGUGUGUAAGGACUGAUGCUGCUGUUCACUGUUUUAUGUGAGAAAUUUAGCUUUGGAAUAAACACAUUUUCACACAGUA
This is a messenger RNA of Calidris pugnax (ruff), 896 nucleotides long. RefSeq names its product family with sequence similarity 207 member A (gene SLX9). Bases 27 to 407 code for a protein of 126 amino acids. The record is from RefSeq and is a predicted model, not a curated record. NCBI's taxonomy places the organism in Eukaryota, Metazoa, Chordata, Aves, Charadriiformes, Scolopacidae. Gene Ontology annotation, cellular component: nucleolus; 90S preribosome; preribosome, small subunit precursor. Gene Ontology annotation, biological process: maturation of SSU-rRNA from tricistronic rRNA transcript (SSU-rRNA, 5.8S rRNA, LSU-rRNA). The transcript has 4 exons.